Molecule: messenger RNA, 3426 nt
Organism: Syngnathus typhle (broad-nosed pipefish)
Lineage: Eukaryota; Metazoa; Chordata; Actinopteri; Syngnathiformes; Syngnathidae
Gene: sox4a
Product: SRY-box transcription factor 4a
Exons: 1
Coding region: 408-1502 (364 amino acids)
Biological process (GO): positive regulation of transcription by RNA polymerase II; cell differentiation; anatomical structure morphogenesis
Molecular function (GO): RNA polymerase II cis-regulatory region sequence-specific DNA binding; DNA-binding transcription activator activity, RNA polymerase II-specific
Source: RefSeq, a predicted model, not a curated record
GUCGUUGUUGUGUUUACAGUAACGUUGACAGAAGCGCGCAGGAAAACGGGGAGACUAUGAGAAAGCGCAGCUGCAACAUUCAACCACAUGGUUCCUCAAGCGCACACACAAGCCGCGCCGCUGACGUCCACUUAAAGGACUUGCAUUGGUGCCGUCCACAGCGACGUGGUCUCAGUCCAGUGGGUCGGGUUUUCAGCCGUACGGGCAGUUGAAAAGUUGCUACUUGGAGCGUUUUAUUUUAUUUUAUUUUAUUUUUGUAAAUCGAACCAAAAAAAGGUUCCGAGAUUGAAGAGAGACUUGGGAACUUUUUUGUUGUUGUGAGGUUUAUCAGGCAGCGUGAUAGGAACAAGUGGGACGUAUUGUUGAGACGCGGUGGUGUUUUUACGCACUUUUUACGCACAGUAAGGAUGGUGCAGCAGCAGCAGCACAUGAGCGCUCACGCUCUUUCCCCAGCCGGGGACUCCACGGACAGCGGAGAAAUGGACUCGGAAAUGGAUGCGUCUCCCACCCCGGCGGAGCGGAGCGACCUGGCCUGGUGCAAAACCCCGACGGGCCAUAUCAAGAGACCCAUGAACGCAUUCAUGGUGUGGUCGCAGAUCGAAAGGAGAAAGAUCAUGGAGCAGUCUCCGGACAUGCACAACGCGGAGAUCUCCAAGCGGCUCGGCAAGCGGUGGAAGCUGCUCAAAGACGCGGACAAGAUCCCCUUCAUCCGGGAGGCGGAGCGGCUGCGGCUCAAACACAUGGCCGACUACCCAGACUACAAGUACCGGCCCAGGAAGAAGGUCAAGUCGGGCAGCGGGGCAAGUAAGCAGCAGGCGGAGCGCGCGGAAAAGAGCUCGGAGCGCAGCAGCAAAGCCAAAAGAAGCCCCGCAGCCAAAGCGGCGAGCCGGGCGCACAAGCACGUAGCCAGCAAGUCCACCAGCUCCCCGGGUCUGGAUGGCGCGUCACCCAGUGGCGACCACCAGACCCUCUUCAAAUCCAGGUCAGUGUCUGGGGCCAGACAGAUCCCCGACAAGCGCACCGGGGAAGCGAGGCGCAGCUUCGCGUUUGCGGGGGCAGGGAGCUUAGAGAGCGGACCUCCCUCCGUGGGAGUCCCGGCAAGUCCCAGCCUGAGCAGCUCAGCCGAGUCCAGCGACCCGCUGAGCCUGUACGAGGAGCACAGCCCCGGGGGGAGCGAUUCGUCCCCCACCGCGCGCCUCAGGUACUCUCGCGCGUCCUCCCCCACGCCGUCUGCCUCUCACUCCUCGUCAGUCUCCUCCUCGGAUGAGGAAUUGGAAGACGAGCGACUCGACUUAAACCCGAGCCCCGGUUAUGAGAGCAUGUCUCUCGGUUGCAUGGGCUUCUCUGACGCAGAACUGGACCGGGACUUGGACUGGAGCUUUGGGGAGUGCGGCGCCGGUUCGCACUUUGACUUCCCAGACUACUGCACUCGGGAGGUGAGCGAAAUGAUCUCAGGAGACUGGCUGGAGUCCACCAUCUCCAACCUGGUGUUCACCUACUGAAGCUACAGCCGAGCCGAGGAGAACCGUGACGAACCCUCCCGAGUUUUGAACUCUACGACCCGCAUUCCUCCUCCUCCUCCCUCCCGGAGCCAUUUUCACGGAAUAGAGUGGAAAGAGGAGACAGUCCGUGUGCGCGCUAUUCACAGACUGUGCGUCUGCCGGGUGCGCGCGCGCAGGCGGGCGGGGGAAAAAAUGCUUACUUUGCAUUUGGACAGAGUGGAGGAGUGAAUGUAAGCAGAAAGAAGUGAAAGUGACUUCGAAACUAAUCCCCGAGAGGAUGACAAGUGACACUAAAAUGAGUGUUAUUUGGGGAAAGAGACACUUCAGGUGUUUUUUUUUUUUUUGUCCGUCCCCUCCAAUUCAGUAGUUCCAGUAUCAACACGCAUGCUCUCCAGAAUGAGGAGGAUUUAGCUGUUGUUAAAUGUUCAUUGCUGCGUAAUGACGCAACGUGUGAGACCUUCGGUUGGACACAAUUCACGAUCACCAGCUUUUUUUCCAACGGCAGGACUUAAAAAAAAAAAAAAAAAGAAAUUCAGACUUCAGAAAACCUUUCUUAAAACACUCAGUGCACAAUUCAGGACCAACGCCCCCCGCCCCCCUCCCCAUCCCAGUCUGCAUCCUUUUUGCCUAGUGCUUCAAGUUUCUAGUUCCUCUGUGUCAAGAUGACUUUUUUUAUAUCGAUGUGUUUCUACCGGCCAAAAUUUUUUUAUACAUAGAAAGUCUGGUCUCGUUUGUGUGCGUGCACAUACACUUGUCUGUAUCCAGCGCGGAAGGGCUAGAAGUGUCUCUUAUUUAAAGUGUCUGACCUCUCUCACUUUCUGAGUGCGUCACGAUUUUUUUACUUGUAUUUUUGUACAAAAUCUAUCAGAAGUCGAAGUGGGGGGGGGGGGGGGGGGCGUGGCUAUUGAGGGAGUGAGGCAGUGAAGUGGGGGUAGCCUCCAAAAAAAUGGUUUUGGAUCUACAUUUCAUGUGCAAAAGAACCUGGGGGGCGGGGCUGGCACAAUCUGACCUCACACCGUGUUUACAAUAUUUACCCACAUGCUUCUUAAUGGCACAGUGACUCCAGUUUCACCAGCCAAGUAAAUAAAACAUCACUGCUGCAGGCUCCCAAGCAGCCUGAGUGGCGAGUGUCUUAGUCUAGUACACAUCCUAGACUUUGUAAGGACUGAAAGAUCCCAGAGUGUCACUGUUUAGAUAGAGCUAAUACCUCUGUGUGCUUUUCUUCUAAUUCUUCUUCUUCUUGUUCUUCUGCUCUUACUUUCCGAGAUAAGUUUUAUUUGAACCACUGGAUGGAAUUUCACUCACAUUCCACUUUGCCUAGACUUUGGAGGGAAGAAGGUGUAUGAAGUGCUUCAUCUGUUUCUCGCGCAAACCGCAUCCAAAAUAGUAUUUAACCUUUCUGUACCUGUUGGCUACGUAUAGCAAAAGGCUAAUUGUUUUUUCCUAUAUUAUGGCAUGGCAAAUAGCAUUUGUAUUUCAGAUUCAGGUAUAUGUAGCUAUAGCUGUUGUGUUUAAGAUUUUUAAAAGAAUAAUAACAUGAAGAUAUUUAUGUAAACUGACUGUACUAUAAGCAAAGAUUGUGUGUUUUAUGUAUGAUGAUCAACGACAGGCACUAGGACAGCCAUCUUUUGGACACGUUCAAGAUGAUUGUGGUCCGGGAGUUUCUCUUUUUUCCAAGACAUUUUUUUUUGGUUUUGUUGUUGUUGUUUUAUUUUUCAUUUGUGCAAUAUGCUGUGUAUGACCAUGUCGUGUCCGAUCAUGCCAAUAUUGAUUUUGUUGUUUAUUACAAGGAAGAAAAAAAAAAAAAACAGCCAAUGUUUUGGGUCAAUCACUGCCUCUCAGACCUCUGUACAGAUUGUCGUUUUUAUUUGUAUUUCUUUUCCUCCGAGAAGGAAAUAAAAUCAGCUGGAACUGAAAAGUGCAA